AUGGCAUCCGCUAGCUUUCGCUCGCGGGCUUUGAUCCCGUUUUUGGUUUCCAUGAUGCUGUUCACGGGGGUCUGCAACACCCUUCUCACCAAGUACCAGGACAACCAAUGCGUACGCAACUGCGACGACCCUGAUCCAGCCAAGCGUCAGCACUUCGAGCAGCCCGUAAUCCAGACCCUCCAGAUGUUCCUUGGCGAGAUGGGCUGCUGGCUGGUCGUCGCCGUCAUGGAGUUUCACCGCCGCUACUUCGGCGCGGGUGAGAAGGGCAAGGCCCGCCACACCUACCAGCCCGUUCGCACGACCGCCGACGACGAGGAGGAUGGCACUGCUCCGCGCCAUGCCGCUGAUAAUGCCAGCAUCCGCUCCACCACUGCGCUGAACCCGUCUGGCCACAAUGACAACGGUACCAACAACAACAAUGGCUGCUGGUGCGGCAGCCAGAAGCCCCAUGACUGCCCCUCCGUCCUGGCCGGUUGGCGUGUCAUGCUACUCGCGCUGCCCGCUAUCUGCGACAUCAUGGGCACGACCCUGAUGAACGCGGGUCUCCUGCUGGUCGCUGCUUCUAUCUACCAGAUGACCCGUGGGGCCUUGGUGCUAUUCGUCGGCAUCUUCAGCGUGGUGUUUCUGGGCCGACGGCUAUAUGCCUUCCAAUGGAUCUCUCUCGUCGGUGUCAUGCUGGGCGUCGGCGUGGUCGGCCUGGCGGGCGCUAUCCAGCCCGAUAGCAAGCACCCCGUGUCGGCGGCCGCUCUGGACUCGGUGGGCGCGGACGCGCUGCGCGUCAUUGUCGGCGUGCUGAUGAUUGCCGGCGCGCAAAUCUUCACAGCGACACAGUUUGUGCUUGAAGAGUGGAUCUUGGAGCGGUCUGCGAUCCAGCCGAUUCGUGUUGUCGGCUGGGAGGGCCUGUUCGGUUUCGUGAUUACGCUGCUGGGUAUGGUGGUGCUACACCUGGCGAUCGGACGGACCGAGGCUGGCCGGUAUGGUCCUUUCGAUAUGGUGGAGGGGUGGCGGCAGUUCUGGGAGUACAGGCCCGUGUUUGUGUCGAGCAUCUUGAUCAUGAUCAGCAUCGGCGGCUUCAACUUCUUCGGCCUCUCGGUUACACGCAGCGUCAGCGCCACAUCGCGCUCCACCAUCGACACAUGCCGCACGCUCUUCAUCUGGAUGGUUUCACUCGGCCUGGGCUGGGAGACAUUCAAGUGGCUACAGGUUGUCGGUUUCGCCCUGCUAGUCUACUUCACCUUCCUCUUCAACGGCGUUGUCCAGCCGCCAUUCCAGUGCCUGCGUCCCCGCGACCGGAUCGUCGAGGAGCUGCUUCCAGAGGAGCCGAUCGAGCAUAACUAA
This is a messenger RNA of Thermochaetoides thermophila DSM 1495, 1338 nucleotides long. RefSeq names its product putative carbohydrate transmembrane transporter protein. Gene Ontology annotation, molecular function: pyrimidine nucleotide-sugar transmembrane transporter activity. Bases 1 to 1338 code for a protein of 445 amino acids. Gene Ontology annotation, cellular component: intracellular membrane-bounded organelle; Golgi membrane. Lineage: Eukaryota; Fungi; Ascomycota; Sordariomycetes; Sordariales; Chaetomiaceae. Gene Ontology annotation, biological process: pyrimidine nucleotide-sugar transmembrane transport. The transcript has 3 exons. The record is from RefSeq and is a predicted model, not a curated record.